UACACAAUUCCUACUGGAAUGAGAAAAAUUGAGUUAAGAGUCAUGAAAUUGGGAACAAUAAACCAAUCCUGUUUUGCAAAUACGUAGCAUACAGUAGCAGAAUAUUUCUUAUCUCCGGGCCUGCGUCCUUAUCUUCUGGCUGAAACAUAUAAAUGAGCACAGCAAGAUGCCAUAGUCCAGAUUCCUCCAGCUCCUCUUGGUUUAAUAUCAGCAAGUAUGGCUUCAAUGAUUCUACUUGUGGCUUUUUUGGGAAUUUUCGUUACUACUCUGCGUGCAGACGAGGCAUACCAGUACUACGAAAGAGGCUGCAAUGGGGAGACCGUGUACCACACUGUUAAUAUCAAUGAGCAGGUCAAGGUUGUAGUGUUCAAUAUUUACUCGGGAAAGCAGAUGUCUAACGCAGUCUUUGAUUAUAGGCAGAAUAUAAUUGCCUACCACAUGCCAUACAGAGGGAUCUGCAUUGUCGCACAUAUGGAUAUUGCCACCUUUCCUGGUCUUGGGAUAUUUCAGAGGUUCAUCCAAAACAACAGGGAGAGGAAGGAGGACAUAUCCAGGCUUCUCAAACACUAUGAAGUCACCAACCAACAGGUUACGGACCUAUCCCAGUUUGGAAGUGCGGUUCAAGGGUUAUGCUGGGGAAUCCCCACCUACUGGGCUCGUGAAGACCCCAAGCCAAGAAGGGUGUUUGGAGCUGAAGGCUGCGCUGGCAUUAAAUUCCUCUUUAUACAUGUUGGACUGUGUGCAGGAUUCCGUCUUUUCUAAUACAUUAUGUCGGGCUUGUAUUCAUAGCAUCAUAUUGGGAGUUACACUCUUCUUGUUUAAUUUAGCCCACACCUACAUAAAACAUCAACACACUGGAGGCUUCUGUCCUAUUUAUUUGGUGUAUUUACUAGCUAAAUCAUGUAGAACUGUUGAAGUAAUAAUACCGGGUUCUUGCUGCUGUAUAAGGGCAACAUCAGAAGAAGAAACAGUCACAAAGCCUAAUGAUAGACCUAAGCAUUGUGGGAAAGAAUAAGCAAGUUUAUUAAGGGUUUCUCUUCUUUGAGGAAUUGCUUGUUGGCCUAUUGAUUUACUAAACAAUAAAUAUUCUGCUUUGCUUCUUA
Molecule: messenger RNA, 1103 nt
Organism: Xenopus tropicalis (tropical clawed frog)
Lineage: Eukaryota; Metazoa; Chordata; Amphibia; Anura; Pipidae
Product: gastrokine-3
Exons: 6
Coding region: 217-762 (181 amino acids)
Source: RefSeq, a predicted model, not a curated record